GGUCCAAGAGUCAUCGGCAGUGACCACAGACUGAACAGACCAGAGUCCAGAUACAGAGGACAAUGAGUCUCCUAAAGGAACGGAAACCAAAGAAACCACACUAUAUUCCUCGGCCCCCGGGAAAGCCCUUCAAGUACAAAUGCUUCCAGUGCCCUUUCACGUGCAACGAGAAGUCACAUCUCUUCAACCACAUGAAGUACGGUCUCUGCAAAAACUCUAUCACGUUGGUGUCAGAGCAAGAUCGCAUCCCCAAGUGUCCCAAAUCUAGUUCGCUGGACCCUAAGCAGACCCACCAGCCAGAGCCCACCUCAAAGCCAGCCGCUUCCAAGUCUCUCCCAAAUGGACUCUCCAGCUUCGAUCCAAAGUCUCAACAGGGCUCUACAAAGGAAGAUGCCAAAGAGAACCUAGAGAUGCAGGCCCGAGGGACCCACAAGGGUCCCCAGAAACCAAUCCUACAGAAAGAAGUGACACCAGAAGCCAUCCUCAGCACCCAGCUAGACAGUGGGGUCAGGCCUUCAGCAUUUGUUCCAGUCGGGGAGCACAGACUCAGGGGGCCGGAAGACACAGAGGCUCCUGAAAUGCUGGCAUUAACCAACUCCACCACCAAAGCCACCUCUUUCCAUGCCAAGUCUGCAUUCCAUACUCCUGGUUACCCCUGGAAAGCUGGCUCCCCAUUCCUGCCACCUGACUUUCCACAUAAAAUCCCAUCUACAAAGGGGUUUGGUGCUAUCUCCCCCUAUAUGCACCCUGCAAUCCCCGAGUACCCCCACCCCUUCUAUACGGAGCAUGGGCUGGCUGCCAUCUACUCCCCCUACCUCCUGACUGGGAACACGCCUGAGUGUGAGGCCACUCUGCUGUCUGUCUAUGGGUCCCAAGACCAAAGACACUUCCUGUCUCAUCCUGGACCGAUCCCCAAGCAUCUGAACACAACUCCGUCGACAUACGACCACUACAGAUUUUUCCAGCAAUACCACUCAAAUCUGCCAAUUCCUUAUGGAUUUUAUAGACCAGAGUCAGCAUUCCCCCCCUACGGUCUCCGGCUCCCACCUGUCCCUGGCAUCACGCGAGAUCAGAGCUCUCGACUGCUUGAAGAAGCAGCCCUGGCUUAUCCAGCCUCAAGUCCCUCCGAGUUAAAUCUUUCAAACUCCCACAAAAAACACACAGAGUUUGAGAAGGAAAGCCCUCUCCCUGAGGCAAAAGAUCCUUCUAAAGAUGGGCAAAGGGAUGCAGAAGAGGCCAAAAUGAGUCCCCGAGCGGGGAGCGCUGCCACGGGCUCCCCAGGGAGGCCAAGCCCCACCAAUUUCACCCAAACAAGCCAAACAUUCGAAGGCCUGUGUGAUCUCUCAAACAAAGCGGCCUCCUCGGGAACCCCGGAGAGACUCCAGCAGCCUGAACAGAGCCCCACUGCCUUCAAACCUGUUCAGAGGGGAUCAGAAAGUCCUCAGUCUCAACCUCCCGCAAGCAGAACAGAGUCUCCAAAAAGCCUUCAGGUCAUGAACAGUGACUCUCUAGCCCAGACAGGGACCAGUACCUCUCUCAUCACAGAGGCCCCACCUUCCAGCCCAGAGGACCACUCCAGGAUAAGCCCCCUCAACCUCUCAAAGAAGUUGGAGACCAACCCUGCAGCCACUUAUGGACCCAUGUACGUAGACAAUGCUCAGGCAGACGCCCUGGGCUUCUCGGGGCUGCAGGACCUGCCACUCAAUCUCUCUGUAAAGGAUCCCUGUAAUGCCUGGGCUCCUAGGCCUGUGUUCCCCAGCCCACCGCAAGGUGCUGAACCUGCUGCUGCUCUAAAGACUGAGACCAAAGGUUCCGAAGAUAGGACAAGCCCCGUGGAGACACAGGAAGACAAGGCCCACGGCAGGACGGCCCCAGAUGUGCACACGGUAGACAGCAGCGAUGAGCAAAAGCAAACCGCGGCUGUCGCUCUCUGUCAGCUGGCGGCCUACAGCCCGGGGAAAGUCCGAGUGGGCGAUGAGGAAGGCACAGCCCAGGAAUCCACCGGUCAAGAUGGGCCCACUCUCGGUUCUACGGAGAACCAGGGGGCUCAGUGUGACCUCAGACCCAAAGGACAAAAGAGGACAAGUCAAAGGGAUGCAGGAAAAUCCCAGCAAGGAACUAAAAAGCCAAGGCUGAACGACACCAUACCGAGAGUGCUCACGCUACGCAAGAGAACCCGGGUGUCCUGA
Microtus ochrogaster (prairie vole) is the source of this 2189-nucleotide messenger RNA. It is a transcript of the gene Znf750, whose product is annotated as zinc finger protein 750. The record is from RefSeq and is a predicted model, not a curated record. Gene Ontology annotation, biological process: positive regulation of transcription by RNA polymerase II; epidermis development. Gene Ontology annotation, molecular function: RNA polymerase II cis-regulatory region sequence-specific DNA binding; promoter-specific chromatin binding; DNA-binding transcription activator activity, RNA polymerase II-specific. Gene Ontology annotation, cellular component: nucleus. NCBI's taxonomy places the organism in Eukaryota, Metazoa, Chordata, Mammalia, Rodentia, Cricetidae.